Molecule: messenger RNA, 4057 nt
Organism: Chionomys nivalis (European snow vole)
Lineage: Eukaryota; Metazoa; Chordata; Mammalia; Rodentia; Cricetidae
Gene: Dcun1d4
Product: defective in cullin neddylation 1 domain containing 4
Exons: 11
Coding region: 107-985 (292 amino acids)
Biological process (GO): positive regulation of ubiquitin-protein transferase activity; protein neddylation
Cellular component (GO): ubiquitin ligase complex
Molecular function (GO): cullin family protein binding; ubiquitin conjugating enzyme binding; ubiquitin-like protein binding
Source: RefSeq, a predicted model, not a curated record
GGCAGCCGCCGGUCCUCUGCUGCGAGCUAAGGUUUGGAGAGUCGGUGGGGGGACCGCGAGUGGAGCGCGGGAGCCCGGGCGGCGAGCGGGUGUGAGCUGCCCGAAAAUGCACUCGGAUGCUGCAGCUGUCAACUUUCAGCUGAACUCUCAUCUCUCAACACUGGCAAACAUUCAUAAGAUCUACCAUACCCUUAACAAGCUAAAUCUGACAGAAGACGUUGGCCAAGACGAUCACCAAACAGGAAGCCUGCGGUCCUGCAGUUCCUCAGACUGCUUUAGUAAAGUGAUGCCGCCAAGGAAAAAGAGAAGACCUGCCUCUGGAGAUGACCUAUCUGCCAAGAAAAGCAGGCAUGACAGCAUGUAUAGGAAGUAUGAGUCCACGAGAAUAAAGCCCGACGAAGAAACCUUCUCCAGUAAGCGGUGUCUGGAGUGGUUUUAUGAGUACGCAGGAACUGACGAUGUGGUGGGUCCCGAAGGCAUGGAGAAAUUCUGUGAAGACAUUGGUGUUGAACCAGAAAAUGUGGUCAUGCUUGUCCUCGCUUGGAAGUUGGAUGCACAGAACAUGGGCUAUUUUACUCUGCAGGAGUGGCUGAAAGGAAUGACUGCUCUCCAAUGUGACACAACAGAAAAACUCAGAGCUACUUUGGAUUACUUAAGAUCAUUAUUAAACGAUACAACAAACUUUAAGCUCAUUUACAGAUACGCGUUUGACUUUGCACGGGAAAAGGACCAGCGCAGCCUAGACAUAAACACUGCCAAAUGCAUGUUGGGACUGUUACUAGGGAAAAUCUGGCCCCUUUUUCCAGUUUUUCACCAGUUCUUAGAGCAAUCAAAAUAUAAAGUGAUAAACAAAGACCAGUGGUGCAAUGUGCUGGAGUUCAGCAGAACCAUUAGCCUGGACCUCAGCAACUAUGAUGAAGAUGGAGCGUGGCCAGUUUUGUUGGACGAAUUUGUGGAAUGGUAUAAAGACAAACAGAUGUCCUAGGACUGUAUGCAUAGCAGCAAGAGAGUCACUGUUACCACGGUUACGUCACCCAUUAGCCAUAAACUGCUGUUUGUAUCGAAGCGCAUGCUGCUUUUCUUGCACAGUCUCCCUCCUGCAGGGUGUUUUGGUGUUUGCAAUUGAAUGGGCCUCUCUGCUUGCAGUGUAGCAUUGUUCUCUUGGAGGCUGCUCUGCAGUCCAUUUCACACUACAGAUUGGUGAAUUGGCCAACGUCCUCACUGUGAUUAUGUGUACAUUGCUGUUUCAAUUUUGUAUAUGUGUAUAAAAUGAAAAGCUUCACCUAGAGAUUAUUUCUGCAAAAAUGUAUUGUAAAAAUAAUUUUGUGGCAUAUUUCUAGUCCCUUUUUUUUUCCCCAAAUGAGCCAAUUAUACUUUAUUUGGUCUCAAAUGUAGCAUUUCAGAAAAUGUUGUAACUGUCCCCAUGAGCAGAUAUUGCCAGAAUUAACCUCAUUGCUUCUGGAAGAAGUGGGAGUCAUGACUUACAGUGGCACAUGCCAAAUCUGACUUGGUUUCCAUGACAAGUUGGGUAUUUUAAAGUGAUAAAAAGUUAUAACUAUUUGAGCACACAGACAUAUAACAUGCUACAAAGCAUUUCUAACACAAAACUAUAUAAGCUUAUGGGUUUCUUAAAUUAUUAUUUUCUUCAUUUUUUAAAUGUUAACAAUGUUAGUAGCUUGACCAUAGUAAAAUUGCUCCUUUUAAAUUUUAAAUUGAAGCUUAAGUUUCCCUAACCCUUUUGCUGUUUCUCCCUUUGUGUUCCUCUAGCAGUGUUUGGUCUGCUGAAGCUCCCUGUGCCACUGUAAGUAAAAUGUCCUUUGCCACCCCCGUGAGCCUACUGGCUUGCUGGCAGUUCAUAGCUGCAAAGCACUUUUAACUGUGUCUUGAGUUUCCAGUUACUCUUUUACAGUGUCUGUAACCUCCCAGGGUUUUGUUUUUGUUUUUGUUUUUUUAAAGACCACAAGUGAGAGCUGCUUUGUUUUCUGUCUUUGUUCUUCUGUGCUAGGCAUUUCCUGGCAGCAUGUCCAUUGCAGGCAGUGGACCCAAAACCACCAGCAUUGAGCUAACCCUGUUCACACUGGGACCUUUCCCAGAGGGGCCACUUGUCAUUCCCUGAGUCACGUGUUCAGAAGGGUGAUAGCCAUUAUGUGGAUAAGAAAACCAGAGCAAACACAACGGUGUUUCUAGGUUUGUAUUUUAUGUCUUUCUUUUGUUUGUUUGCCUUGCCCCUCUUGAGGAAGUGUGUAGUUAACAGGCUUUCCCCCAAUCAUUUGGUGCUAUGACUCACUCAGUCCCCGAAGUUUGUGAAAACCCAUCUGAAGACUUAGCCCAGUAAAGAGCUAAUGGCUUGUUUGCCGGGUGAAUGGUGUAGCGGGGUAAGAUCUGUGCCUGCCCAGGCGAGUGAUGACCAGAAGAUGUUGGGCCAAAAAAAAAGCCGUCUCCAUUAAAUGUGAACCUUUAAAUGGCAUUAAAUGAGUGAAGCACACAGACAAUGCUACCCUCGAUCACUGUUUCAGUUCCUUUCCAAAGUGUUGCGAUUUUCAUCUUAUUUCGUUCCCCGAUUGAACCGCCAAAGACAGAGAUGUUGUGUGUAUAUAUCGUGUGCGUGCAUAUACAAAACCGGGAUGUGGUAGAAUGCAACUACUUGCCUUUUCCUACCAAAUAAUGAGGUUUAGUUUGCUGUGAAAUAAACCAGAAGUUUUUUUUAAAAAAACAAAAAAGCAACAACUCAAUAUUGCUUUAGCUUCCCUCAUCGUCCCUUGUCUGUAAUCUCACAAAUUAGUAUCAGAACACAAUGUAAGCUUCCUGGGAAACCACAGCUGUUGAGACUGCUACGUGACAGUGGGGGUCCCGUGGAGGGUGAUUCCUUUUCAGGUGCACCCGAGGUGAAAGAAUCACUCUUGAGUUGGAUCAGCUGUUGAUUGCCUCAGUGCAAAGACGGAUCAUAGAUGGAAUUAUUUUAAAUGUUGCGUGAGAAUCUGGAGAAUGUUUUAAACACUAAGCACAGCGAUUCUGGGAAUAAAGGGUUGUUACUAGGGUGAAAAAUUGUAUUUCAUCCACAGUGAACAUUUUGAUGAUAGAGACUCAAGUAACAACCCUCAGGAUAUAUGGUAUGGAAACCAGCAUUCUGGAGGGGAUAAUCAAUAUUUGGAACUCCAAAUACUCUCUAAACUGCCGUGAGAACGGAACCUCUGUGACUGCUGCUUGCCCUUGGUUUUCUCAAUUCUGCGGAGCUGUUUUUAAGGGAGGCAGACCAAGUCAUAAGACACCUUUUCUUGAAGAAUUGCCAAGUCAUGCAAGUUGAACGAUCACCAAGAGCACUUAGGGCCGGCGUUGGAAGAAGUCGGGGGCCUUGGGGUCGCCAGUCCCUGAACUCCCCGCCUUUCCUCUCUUCACUUGUGUUCCAGCGUGCUGCAGUGCCCUCUGCUAGGGAUACGGCUUGUAGAUGUUUACACAGCACUAGAUAGAAGUCAGCUGGCUAGAUUUCCCAGGUACCCUGAUAGCCUUAGGCGCGCCCCUUUUGAAGUAUGAACUCUGAGUUCAGUAUUUAUAAGUCUAACUAGACAAACCUCUAGGUUCCUGUUUAACAAAUUUCUAUUGCCUCUGAGUCUCCACCUAACCAUACUUUUGAAGUCUAUACAGAAAGCUUUAAGAGUUUAGUUUGUGCCCUUGGUUUUUAUUUUUUACAACUGCUAAAAUACCUCUGUAAGCCUUAUCGUUUAUCCUUUCAUAUGUUGUAUAAAAUUGUAUAGAAUUCAUUGACCAACUGAUAAUGUUGGGUAUCUGUAAAUGAGACCAAAAUGUGGGUUGCUUUUUUUCAUCAAAUAAUUUCUCUUGGGCGUUGCUGUGAAAUGAACAGCAGCCAGCCUAUAACUGUGAAUGCCUUGUGUCGUCAGUAUUUGCAUUACAUUCAUGAAAGUGCAAGUCCUGUGACUCCCAGCUUAACUAAAACACUGUUAUGCCACCUAACGAGCACAGCAAACUGGUUUAGGUUCUAAUGGAAUUGAUGUAAAAUGAUAUUCCAUAAAUAAACAGAUAUUUGUGUUUGGUUUCAGAA